CAUCCAUCCAUACAUCCUUCCAUCUGUCCUCAAAAACUUCCACAUUUAUCAUAUUAGUAGUAUAAAAACAGACACUAAAAAGUUACAAACAAAUUAGUUCCAACUUAUCCUCAUAUAUACAAAGGUAUGGCCACAGUGUAGUAUAUACAAAAGUUUUGUAAUAAGUGAAAGUUAAGUCUGAAUCUCUCACAACGCACAACGGAACUCGACACACUCCGAGAUGGGUGCAACACAGAGCGAGUUAGCGAACAGCUCAAAAGCAGAUUUGGUGUCUCGAAUCAAAGCGAGAGUGGAAAAUGCGGAUAAAAACAAAGCGAGAGAAGUCGGGGGUGUUUUCUUGUUUAACAUUAUUAAAGGCACAUCUGUAUAUUCUUGGACAAUGGACCUGAACCAAGUGAUAGUCUACGAAGGCGAACCAGCAGAGGAUCCAGACACAACAUUUACCCUCAACGAGCAUUACUUCAAGCAACUGGUGCAAGGCAAGGAAGACCCUAGGGUGAUCAUGCAAGCUGGCAGGUGCUCCGUCACGGGCGACAUCAUGAGGGCAAUGAAACUUGAACCCUAUAUUAAGCUUAGUUAGAGUCGGAUUUUCAUGUUCUUAAAAGAUUGUAGGAACUGUUAUAUUAUUGACGUACUAUGAUCUAUCGGAUUUAGAAGUAGUUUGUGGGGACUGUUAUUAUAUAGAC
Messenger RNA from Colias croceus (clouded yellow), 686 nucleotides. RefSeq names its product fatty acid-binding protein-like. Gene Ontology annotation, cellular component: cytosol. The record is from RefSeq and is a predicted model, not a curated record. The transcript is spliced from 3 exons. NCBI's taxonomy places the organism in Eukaryota, Metazoa, Arthropoda, Insecta, Lepidoptera, Pieridae. The coding region runs from base 221 to 580 and encodes 119 amino acids.